ACAGAUGCGCUGUGUCGGAAAGGGCAGAGUCGGCUUUACUUCCUGAGGAGGCUGCGGUCAUUCGUUGUCUGCAGUAAGCUCCUCUGCAUGUUUGACCAGUCAGUCCUUGCCAGUGUCCUCUUUUAUGCUGUGGUGUGCUGGGGAUUCAGAAGAAGAGGGACGCUGGGCGACUGAACAGGCUGAUAAGAGCAGCAGCAAGAUGCCUUUGGGAGAGCAAGAAAAUGCAUGGAAAAAGAAGACCUCGGACAUCAAGGAAUUCUAUGACUUCAAAGAGGUGCUGGGAACGGGGGCGUUCUCCGAGGUAGUCCUGGCAGAGGAGAAGAGGACCCAGAGGCUGGUGGCCAUCAAGUGCAUCCCAAAGAAGGCCCUGGAGGGCAAGGAGAACAGCAUUGAAAAUGAGAUUGCAGUCCUGCACAGAAUAAAGCACACUAACAUUGUGACCCUGGAAGAUAUCUUUGAGAGUCAAUCCCACCUGUACCUGGUGAUGGAACUGGUGUCAGGGGGGGAGCUCUUCGACAGGAUAGUGGAAAAGGGCUUCUACACAGAAAGAGAUGCCAGUAAACUCAUCUGUCAGAUCCUGGAUGCGGUCAAGUAUCUCCACGAUAUGGGCAUUGUGCACAGGGACUUGAAGCCAGAGAACCUGCUAUACUACAGCAUGGAGGAGGACUCCAAAAUCAUGAUCAGUGACUUUGGCUUGUCCAAGAUUGAAGACUCUGGGAGUGUGAUGUCUACAGCCUGCGGUACCCCUGGAUAUGUGGCCCCUGAAGUGUUGGCGCAGAAGCCCUACAGCAAAGCAGUUGACUGUUGGUCUAUUGGCGUCAUCUCUUACAUUCUUUUAUGCGGAUAUCCACCAUUUUAUGAUGAAAAUGACUCUAAGCUGUUUGAGCAGAUCCUCAAGGCAGAGUAUGAGUUUGAUUCUCCAUACUGGGAUGAUAUAUCAGACUCAGCCAAAGAUUUCAUCUGCCACCUUAUGGAGAAGGACUCUGUGGAGAGGUUCACAUGUGAGCAGGCUUUACAGCACCCCUGGAUUUCUGGCGAUACCGCUCUCGAUAAGAACAUCCACGAAUCUGUCAGUGCUCAGAUCAAGAAGAACUUUGCAAAAAGCAAAUGGAAGCAAGCGUUCAAUGCCACAGCUGUGGUGCGGCACAUGAGGCGGCUGCAGCUCGGCACCAGCCUGGAGGGCACCAGUCACAUCACCCCCACCAGCCCCUGCCACGGACACCUACUCCUGCCCACCGAGGAUGUCGGCGAGGAGGCAGAGGAGGAGGAGGAAGACGAUGAAGAUGGUUCUCAGUGUGGAGAGGAACGCAGGGGCAGCGCAGACCGUGACAGCUUGAGGAGCUGCACCUACUGCUGUCGACCGUCCAGUCGGGUCUGAGUACAACAACCUAGAACCUACAACACAGAAUCUGACCCAUCACCCAAGCACCCCCUCCCCCCCUUUAAAACCACCACCAGUUUGGCUUGGAAUACAGAGUUAUCCCACCAGCGUCCACUAGAAGGACCUUUGUCGACAUAAGUGAGAGUGGGAGAAAGUGGUCUCCUGGGGCCACGUGUAGCUUUAUUAAACAUGCCUAGACACAGCUAUGGGCCCUGAAUGUGGGUUGGAACGGAGCCAGUGAAGAAGUUAUAGAGCUGGGACAGAAACAGCCACAGAAAAGUCCAGCGGAGAUUGGAGCUCUUGUGAAGCAGGCUUUAGAAGCCAGCUAGUCAGUUGUUCACAGAGACACAUUUCACAGGCUAAAUGUAAAGCUGCCAUCUGAUGUGUAAUGUAAUCGCCACAAUCAAGUCUGGCCCCAAGAGACCAGAGAAAGAAGUGCGGGAGGACCAAUAUAGCACAGGAAGGGAUUCAGGCAUAUUGUAGGAAAACGUACAGCAACAAAUUUGUGAAUUGGUCAUUUUGUGUUCAUUUUUCAUUUGUCUUGACUUGAUUUUUUUUAAUGUCCCAACCAAAGACAGCUGUUGUAUUUAUUUUCUCGAUUGAAAGUAUGAAGUUGACGUACUGUAUAUGUGCCAGACGUUUACUCACAGGAGGUCAGCUGUAACAUCAGGGUGGAUGGCCCUCAGUGCCACAUCCUUAGAUAGUUUAUGAUCACCAGUGGCUCAAAGUCUUCAUCCAACUCAUUGGCUUUCAUAGCAUUAGAAAAGGGAAGGAAAGUAGUGUGUAUGAACCUUCUAACUUCAAGAUUCCAAUUUAGAUUCAGCUCUGAAAUCAUUAAAUUCCAUUUGCACUCACAUACAUACGUUAGAUUUUACGCAGCAAACUGUACAAAAUUGUGCACUCCCAAGUAAUCCUACAACACUAUGCUAAUGACUUGGCAUUUUUUGUUUUAAUUUUUAAGACAUUAUUUCUUCCCCAUCUGUUUGGAUCUCCACCCUUGGAACAAUGCACUCUGGGUUGGCCCCUGCCUGGGACUAGGGAUAAUUGCAACACUUGAACUCUGUAUUCCAUGUCAGACUGGAUUUGUGUAACAGUACUGGUGAGGAGGGUUUGCAUGCAUCAGUGGGAUUAUAAUAUAAAAUGUUAUGGAAGUGGAGAUGGGGGCCUAAUGGCUGUUCUGUUCUCUGAGGCACAAACUGAGAUCCCAUGAGCACCAGCCUUGGGGCCCCACGGCCCUGAGUGCGAGAGAAAGAACUGUCGUCUGUGGUUCCCUCACUGUCUCUCACACAUCGCACUCGCAGAGGCCCAAAUGACACAGCAGCCACAUGACGUGACAACAGCUCAUACAUAUGUGAUGCAUAGACCCUUACGUCCUACCGAAGGAGCUCCAGCAUCCCUGACGUGGUCCCUUACUCCUCUGACGUGAGGAGUAAGCACAAGUGGCAAGCAGGAAGGCAAAAGCAUGCCCAGAGAGAACGUGUCUACAGCAAUGGUAGGUUAGGAAAACACUUCUGUCAGGCACUCUCCCUUCUGAAUUUCCACAGUUUUGCUUUGGUACAGGAUGAGCAAGUGGAAUCGUUGUUGUCCUGUUUACCCCUCUCUCUCAUUGGCUCACUGGCUCGCUCGCUCGCUCUCUAGACAGAGGGAAGGGAUCUCACGUUUGUGCUCUCUGUCUACUGUACUGUGCACCUCCGUAGAGGAAGUCCAAUGUUUGCAUGAUCUGGUUAAUAUGUUUACAUGUAAGCGAUGAGCGAUGAACAACUUAUAAAACAUUUAAAUAUACACAUGUGUACAUAUAAAUAUGUCAUUAUUACAUUAUAUUACUACUAUUAUUAUCAUUAUUAUUAUUAUUCCCCCAAGACAGUACACACUUUUGCUGUUAAAACCAAGUAUAAAGUGGGCAACACAAGGUUUUUUUUUUUUUUCACUGCCAAAGGUGACCUACGCAUAGUAGUUAACGUGACCUCUAACUCAGCUGUGCUGCCUCUUCCCUAGUGCCGUGAUGCUAAGGAGCUGAGGAGCUCUGUUCACUCAGUUCACUGGAGACGGCAAGUUCUUCACUGGAGGGUCCCAGCCCAGGUCCCUGCAAGUCUAAAAUCGUAGGUCAGGGCUACACUGGGUCUGCAAAUGAAGUGCUCCAUUUGCAGAGCGUAAAAAUAGUUUUAGAAGACUAAUUUGUUUGAAUGUACGGACUGCUAUCAAGCCUGGUGCAGCCAGUUCCAUUGAUUAUAGUCGAAGCUAAUUGUUGCAGCAGAAUGCUCCAGUUACAUACCCUGUUAGAAAAAGAACAACAGGCACAUUCUGUGGAACUCGGCAGGCUAGCCAAUUGGAAUUACGGGGGGGGGGGCGGCGGCGUUGUAAAGAUGUCUAAGUCGGUACCCACCUCCACGCUAAUCCAGCACCACCAGGCAUGACAUCUGCAUGCCUCCCCACCAGAUUGACACCGAAUUCAGUUAGCAAGAGAAGGAUAUCGUUCAGUCAGUCACAGAAGUCAGAAGUCACAAAUAGUCCUACACUGACAUAAUUCCACUUCCAGGAGAAACGAGCUGAACAGUGUGCAAAUCCUUCAGGCUAAGGUGGAAAAGCCUCUAAACAGUGAUGAGUCAUUUGCUGUCUUUUUUUUUUUUUAAGUAUAUUUUUUUGGCCUUUUAUGCAGGAAGUGAUUGGGAAAGAGAGUC
Molecule: messenger RNA, 4059 nt
Organism: Alosa sapidissima (American shad)
Lineage: Eukaryota; Metazoa; Chordata; Actinopteri; Clupeiformes; Clupeidae
Gene: camk1a
Product: calcium/calmodulin-dependent protein kinase Ia
Exons: 12
Coding region: 125-1378 (417 amino acids)
Biological process (GO): peptidyl-serine phosphorylation
Cellular component (GO): intracellular anatomical structure
Molecular function (GO): ATP binding; calcium/calmodulin-dependent protein kinase activity; calmodulin binding
Source: RefSeq, a predicted model, not a curated record